Messenger RNA from Gilbertella persicaria, 3633 nucleotides. Its product is annotated as splicing factor 3B subunit 1. Gene Ontology annotation, biological process: spliceosomal complex assembly. The transcript is spliced from 3 exons. NCBI's taxonomy places the organism in Eukaryota, Fungi, Mucoromycota, Mucoromycetes, Mucorales, Choanephoraceae. Gene Ontology annotation, cellular component: U12-type spliceosomal complex; catalytic step 2 spliceosome; U2 snRNP. The record is from RefSeq and is a predicted model, not a curated record. The coding region runs from base 1 to 3633 and encodes 1210 amino acids. Gene Ontology annotation, molecular function: mRNA binding.
AUGGGAGACGACAUUGAAAAAGAGAUUAAAGCAACACAGGCAAAACGUACUAUAUAUACAGAGAAAGAUAUCAGUCAAGCAGUACUCGACAAUGAGAAGCAUGCUAGUUUAACUGGCCUUUCAUAUGAUACUGAUAUCUACAGUGCGGAUACUGACAAAUAUGCUGGUUAUGCGACUUCUUUGGCUUUUGACGAAGAAGAAGACGAAGAUGAAUUAUAUCAAGAAACAAAGCGUAAACUAAACUCAUACACAGUGUCCAAAGAUAUUUUGAGUGAAGCUAGAGAAGGUAGUGAUGCUCACGAUCCUUUUGCUUCUACUAUGCGUGAACGCACUAUUGCAGGAAGACAAGAUGAUUAUCAACAGCGUCGUUUCAACCGUAUGCUAUCACCUACCCGUAAAGAUGCUUUUAGUCAAGAUCAAAGCGACGACACUGAAAGCAGAUCGUAUAAGGAUGUUGCACGCGAAAUCGAGUUGGAGCGUGAAGAGCAGCGCGUCAUGGCUGCCAUUGCACAAAAACAAAGACAACAGCAAGAAUCAGGUCGAUCUCAACAAAGUGUAGAAGACACACCUACAUCACGCAAAAAGAGAAGAUGGGAUGUCGCUACACCUGUCAGCCAAAACGUAGAAGCAACACCUGUAGGUGGCUCCAAAAGAUCUCGUUGGGAUGCUACACCUGUUCGUUCUUCAUCAGAAUGGGAUGUGGAAGCAACUCCCCGUGGCACAACAAAGCGUUCGCGUUGGGAUGCUACUCCUGUAGGUGGCGUCAGUGACAUGACCAUGGCUACACCUGUUGGUGGUAUGGGCAUGAUGACACCUUUGCCUGGCCAAACAUCACAAAUGACACCUGAAAUACAGAAUGCUAUGCGUUGGGAACGUGAAUUGGAUGCUCGUAAUCGUCCUCUUUCAGAUGAAGAAUUGGAUGCCAUGUUCCCUACGACAGGUUACAAAAUCCUGGACCCUCCUUCAGGCUACGAGCCUAUUCGUACACCUGCUCGUAAAUUGACAGCUACACCUACGCCUAUGGGCGACAAUGGCUUUGUGAUGCAAGAAGAACAACGCCAGGUCGUUGCUUUGGAAUUGCCACAGGAAAUUCCUGGUGUAGGCCAACUGCCUUUUUUUAAAGAAGAAGACAUGCAGCAUUUUGGUAAAUUGCUGGACAAUAAGGACGAGCUUACGAUGUCUGUGGAUGAACUCAAGGAACGCAAAAUCAUGCGUUUGCUUCUCAAGAUCAAAAACGGUACUCCUCCUAUGCGUAAAGGUGCUUUGCGCCACAUUACAGAUAAAGCAAGAGAUUUUGGUCCUGGACCAUUGUUCAAUCAAAUCUUGCCUUUACUUAUGUCACCUACCUUGGAAGACCAAGAGCGUCACUUGUUAGUGAAGGUGAUUGACCGUAUUCUUUACAAACUAGAUGACUUGGUUCGUCCCUUUGUUCACAAGAUUCUGGUUGUCAUUGAACCCCUUUUGAUUGAUGAAGACUAUUAUGCCCGUGUGGAAGGUCGUGAAAUCAUUUCAAAUCUAUCCAAAGCAGCUGGUUUACCUACCAUGAUUACCACAAUGCGUCCUGAUAUUGAUCACCCUGAUGAAUACGUAAGAAACACAACUGCCCGUGCAUUCUCUGUAGUUGCCUCUGCAUUGGGUAUUCCUGCCCUUUUGCCCUUCUUGAAGGCUGUUUGUCGAUCUAAGAAAUCAUGGCAAGCUCGUCAUACUGGUAUUAAGAUUGUUCAACAAAUUGCUAUCUUGCUCGGUUGUGCUGUGUUGCCCCACCUCAGAAACUUAGUAGAAGCCAUUGGCCAUGGUUUAGAAGAUGAACAACAAAAAGUACGUACGAUUACUGCUUUAGCCAUUGCCGCUUUGGCUGAAGCUGCUGCUCCUUAUGGUAUUGAAUCAUUUGAUUCUGUUCUUAAGCCAUUAUGGACAGGUAUUCGUAAGCACCGUGGUAAGGGUCUUGCUGCUUUCUUAAAAGCAAUUGGUUAUAUUAUCCCCUUGAUGGAUGAUGAAUAUGCCAACUAUUAUACAAAGGAAGUCAUGUUUAUCCUUAUUCGUGAAUUCCAAUCGCCUGAUGAAGAAAUGAAAAAGAUUGUGCUCAAGGUCGUCAAGCAAUGUUCUGCUACAGAUGGUGUCAUGCCUGCCUAUAUCAAGGAAGAAAUCCUGCCUGAAUUUUUCAAGCACUUUUGGGUUCGUCGUAUGGCUCUUGACCGUCGUAACUACAAGCAAGUUGUCGAGACAACAGUCGAAUUGGCCAAUAAGGUCGGUGUGUCUGAAAUUGUUGGUCGCAUUGUGAAUGAUCUUAAAGACGAAAGUGAACCCUACCGUAAGAUGGUGAUGGAGACCAUUGAAAAGGUUGUCUCCAAUUUGGGUGCUGCAGAUAUUGAUCCUCGUCUGGAAGAAUUGCUGAUUGAUGGUAUCUUGUAUGCUUUCCAAGAACAGACGAUUGAAGAUAUCAUCAUGUUGAAUGGUUUUGGUACUGUGGUGAAUGCACUUGGUAUGCGUAUCAAGCCUUACUUGCAGCAGAUCUGUUAUACCAUCUUAUGGCGUUUGAACAACAAGUCUGCCAAGGUACGUCAACAAGCUGCUGAUUUGAUUUCCAGAAUUGCUGUUGUCAUGAAGAGUUGUGGUGAAGAGAAACUGAUGAGCCAAUUGGGCCAAAUCUUGUAUGAAUAUCUUGGUGAAGAAUACCCUGAAGUAUUGGGUUCUAUUUUGGGUGCCCUUAAGUCUAUUGUGAACGUGAUUGGUAUGGCCAGUAUGACACCUCCCAUUAAAGAUCUCUUGCCUCGUUUGACGCCUAUUUUGCGUAAUCGUCAUGAAAAGGUACAAGAAAACUGUAUUGAUUUAGUGGGUCGUAUUGCUGAUCGUGGUGCAGAAUAUGUCUCUGCUCGUGAAUGGAUGCGUGUCUGCUUUGAAUUGCUUGAUCUCUUAAAGGCACAUAAGAAGGGUAUUCGUCGUGCUUCUGUCAAUACAUUUGGUUAUAUCGCCAAGGCUAUUGGUCCUCAAGAUGUCUUGGCUACCUUGCUUAAUAACUUGAAGGUACAAGAGCGUCAAAACCGUGUCUGUACUACUGUUGCUAUUGCCAUUGUAGCCGAAACGUGUGCUCCUUUCACUGUCUUGCCUGCUUUGAUGAACGAAUACAGAGUACCUGAAUUGAACGUACAAAAUGGUGUCUUGAAAUCACUGUCGUUUAUUUUUGAAUAUGUGGGUGAAAUGGGUAAGGAUUAUAUCAAUGCUGUUGCUCCCUUGUUGGAAGAUGCUUUGAUGGACCGUGAUUUGGUGCAUAGACAAACUGCUUGUACAACGAUCAAACAUAUGGCUUUGGGUGUUGUGGGUCUUGGCUGCGAGGAUCCUCUUCGUCACUUGUUAAAUUACAUUUGGCCCAACAUCUUUGAGACAAGUCCUCACGUCAUCAACGCUGUUAUGGAAGCCAUUGAAGGUCUUCGUGUUGCACUUGGUCCUGCUGCUAUUUUUCAAUACACUCUACAAGGUCUUUUCCAUCCUGCCAGAAAGGUUCGUGAAGUGUAUUGGAAGAUUUACAACACAACCUAUAUUGGAAGUCAAGAUGCUUUAGUGCCUUUUUACCCAAGAUUGGAAGAUGAUGAACGUAACAACUAUCAACGUCCAGAAUUGGACUAUGUUCUUUAA